GUAAAAUUAAAAUUAAACUUUUAUAUUAUUUUUAGUUAGGUAUCAAAUUUAUUUAGUUAAAAAUGAAUGCUAAUAACAAAGAAGAAAGACAGCCGAAUCCAAGAUCCAAAGCUAAUGUCUUCGAAAUUAUCACUUUCAGUUGGAUCUUAGGGCUUAUAAAAAAAGGAUUGAAAAAAGAACUCGAAGUAGUUGAUUUGUAUACAAUUCUUGACGAAGAUUCGUCUGCUUUACUGGGAUCCAAAUUAAAAGGAUUAUGGAGUAAUGAACUAAAAAAUUCAAUGAAUAAAAAUAUAAAGCCUAGUUUUUUGAAAGCACUAUUUCAAAUGUUUGGAUUUAAAUUAAUUCUUUGCGGAACUUAUUUAGCAAUAACUGACGUGAUAUUUAGUAUUAUCCAAACGAUUUUUGUGGGGAAAAUUAUAUCGCAUUUCGAAUCAAAAAACACAAAACACCAAUUUGAUAUGGUUGUAUAUUAUGCUGUUGGUCUAAUAAUAACUUCUUCGUUAAAAACGUUCAGCUCAAACAGCUACAAUAUGAUGAGUUCACAUUUAGCAAUGAAAAUGCGAGUAGCAACGUGUGAUCUUAUUUAUAAUAAAGCAUUACGGCUGAAAACAAAUUCUUUAGAAACGACCGCAGGUCGAAUAGUUAACUUGUUGUCAAAUGACGUGAUUCGAUUUGAUUUAACAAUUGUAUACAUAGCUUAUGUAUUCAUUGGACCUUUAGAAACCAUAAUAGUAACGUACUUCUUAUGGAAAGAAAUAGGCGCGGCAUCAAUUCUUGGAGUAGCCACAUUUAUUAUUUUUAUACCGUUGCAAGCCUGGUUGGGUUCGAGUGUAUCAAAGUGUCGACUUGAAACAGCCAAUAGAACAGAUGCAAGAGUUAAUUUGAUGAAUGAAAUAAUUUCUGGCAUAAAAGUAAUUAAAAUGUAUACCUGGGAAUAUUUUUUUACCAAACUAACUGAAUUUGCCAGAAAAAAAGAAAUUGACCAAAUUACUAAAACGGCAUAUAUCAAAGCUACAUUAUUGUCAUUUUCUAUGUUCAACACAAGACUCGCUUUAUUCUUGAGUGUUCUUUUAUAUGUAAUACUCGGAAACUAUAUAACUGCAUCAAAA
Messenger RNA from Diuraphis noxia (Russian wheat aphid), 1109 nucleotides. Its product is annotated as multidrug resistance-associated protein 4-like. NCBI's taxonomy places the organism in Eukaryota, Metazoa, Arthropoda, Insecta, Hemiptera, Aphididae. The record is from RefSeq and is a predicted model, not a curated record.